AUGGGCGGCUCGUUGACAAAGCCGGCUACAGAGUCAUCCGUUGACCGAAUGACGACGCUAUCAAAAGACAUUGAAGAAAAGACGCGAUAUCUAACUGACGCCUUACGAUCAAAGGGCCUCGAUGCUCCUUCUUACAAGGCAAACGGCCUUUCUGACUUUCCUCUUACAGAAGUCGAAGCCGUGAGGACCAGACAAGAACUUGUGGCACUGACGAAAGAACUGCACGACCUCGUUCUGGGUCCUCGAGAGACUUUGAAGAACAUGGCUUGGGAAGCAAUAUGCGAGUUCAAAAUUGCAGAGGCUGUGCCAUUGACGGGCUCUAUCUCCUAUGAAGAGCUAGCAAUCAAGGUACAUGAUUUGACUGGCACCACGAUAUUACCAUCGGAUCUACGACGCUUGAUGCGCCUUGCAAUUGCCAACAACAUAUUCCAAGAGCCAAAGAUCGGUUCGGUCGCUCAUAACCGGGCAUCUUUGCUGCUGCUAGAGGACGAGUCCUUGGCCAGCUGGACGGCAUUUUAUACAAUGGAUCUCUUGGCUCCUAUAUCUCAAACUGUCGCCGCCAUGAAGGCCUGGCCUGGAUCUCAGGAAACCAACGAAACGGCAAAAAGCUUCUUUGAUCAUCUACAGGCGGAUGAGGCUCGGGCAAGACGAUAUGACUUGAUGCUGCAGUCUCAUGGCCAGCGAGAGGGAUAUGAUGUAUCACAUACCGUGUCGGGAUACCCUUGGGCUAAAUUGGGCAAAGGAACUGUUGUUGAUAUGGGUGGCAAUGAAGGAUUCGUAGCAAUCGCUCUCGCAGAAGCCUUUCCAUCGUUAUCAUUUGUCGUACAAGAUUUAGAGGGCAUGCGAACACCCGAAAUGGCCGAUAAGAUCCCUAAGCAUCUCGCCAACCAGAUAUCCCUCACGACGCACGACUUCUUCCAGCCUCAGACAGAGACUGGUGACGCAUAUCUCUUUCGACACAUUUUCCACGCAUUCUCCGAUAAAUAUGCAAUCAAUAUCCUCCGCGCGCUGAUACCUGGCUUAAAGCCGGGAGCUCGCGUUAUCAUCAACGAUAUCGUGCUCCCUGACCCAGGUGUGGUGUCACGAUUGGAAGAAAAGAGCAUUCGAACAAUGGAUGUGCUGAUGAAGGCGGUGUGUAAUUCUCGGGAGCGGGAGAUGAAUGACUGGAAGAGCCUUUUCGAGCAGGCUGACAAGCGCUUUCGCUGGCAGGGCGCUUGGAAGACGAGCGGCAAGCUGUGGUUUAUCGAGAGUAUAUGGGAGCCUUAG
Molecule: messenger RNA, 1266 nt
Organism: Trichoderma gamsii
Lineage: Eukaryota; Fungi; Ascomycota; Sordariomycetes; Hypocreales; Hypocreaceae
Product: O-methyltransferase
Exons: 4
Coding region: 1-1266 (421 amino acids)
Molecular function (GO): O-methyltransferase activity
Source: RefSeq, a predicted model, not a curated record